CAUUUUGACACGCAUCUUUUGCUCAUCGUAAUUGAUUAUUAUAGUUGAAAUAUAAUUAAAAUUUAAAAAUAUUCCAUAAACAGGUACAUUUCAGUUAAAAUAACAUUUAUUUGCAUUUAGUAGUAGAUUAAUCUACCAUGGCUGAUGUAUUAGACAUUGAGAAUUCCGAAGAAUUUGAGGUGGACGAAGACGGUGAACAGGGAAUUGCAAGACUCAAAGAGAAGGCGCGUAAACGUAAAGGUCGUGGAUUUGGCAAUGAAGGCGGUGGCGGCGGCGCAGCAGAGCGCGGGAAUAGAGGAAGAUAUGAUAGUUUAGCCCCAGAAGGUGAUGGUAAUACACCAGGUCCACAGAGAUCAGUAGAGGGUUGGAUAUUGUUUGUCAGCAAUGUGCAUGAAGAAGCACAGGAGGAAGACAUACAGAAUCAGUUCUCUGAGUUUGGUGAGAUUAAAAAUAUACAUUUAAACUUGGAUCGCCGUACUGGAUUCUUAAAGGGAUAUGCUUUAGUAGAAUAUGAAACAUACAAACAAGCUGCGAGCGCCCGUGAGUCAUUAGAUGGAGCUGAUAUCUUGGGCCAGGCAAUCUCAGUCGACUGGUGUUUUGUAAAGGGACCAACCAAAACCCACAAGAAGAGGCGAUAAAUAUCUUCUAUUUAAUAAAUAAAUCAUUAGAGUUAUGUAUUGCACUAAACAUAAAUAUUUGAAACUUUUGCAUUUCAAUUGUAAUACCAGAUUCCUGUUAUU
Molecule: messenger RNA, 740 nt
Organism: Papilio machaon (common yellow swallowtail)
Lineage: Eukaryota; Metazoa; Arthropoda; Insecta; Lepidoptera; Papilionidae
Gene: tsu
Product: RNA-binding protein 8A
Exons: 5
Coding region: 138-638 (166 amino acids)
Biological process (GO): RNA splicing
Cellular component (GO): cytoplasm; nucleus; exon-exon junction complex
Molecular function (GO): mRNA binding
Source: RefSeq, a predicted model, not a curated record